Messenger RNA from Rhizophagus irregularis DAOM 181602=DAOM 197198, 500 nucleotides. The record is from RefSeq and is a predicted model, not a curated record. Lineage: Eukaryota; Fungi; Glomeromycota; Glomeromycetes; Glomerales; Glomeraceae.
AAAAAAAAAAAAUUUCAAACCAUGUACGACAAUUAUCAAACAUAUAAAUUACAAAGAUGUCAGAUUCAAUUAUAUUCGAGGCAAAACCUCCAUCUUAAUCUGGUAAAAGUUACAAAACGCGUAAGCAAGCUAAACCAACGAUCCUUAAUGUCGCCCCAAACGAAGUGGUAUUAUAUUCUGAUUCAUACGAAGAACAAAAAUUCGAUCAACAAAAGAUUCUUCAAGUGUAUUAGUGAGAAUCUCACUCUUCCUUAGAUGAAGAGAAUUAUACUGUAAAGGCUACAAAAACGAACCGACGGCAAAACUUCCUCACGUGCCGGAAUCCGAUUAUUCUCCGAAAACUAACCGACUGUUAAAAAACUUUAAGAGGUGAAGCCCUUGCUUCACCUGCCUCAUCUAAUACAGCACAAUUGUGGACAGAAAAAUAUCGCCAAAAUCUUGGUUAUUUCAUUUAUUUCAUGGUAAACCAGAAUCUCGGAAAGAUGGCUUAGCGAAUGAGA